UCAAAUUUUAUGUAGCGCGAGGUAAUAUCUUUGUAAAACUUUAUAACUGAACUAAAAACACAGGAAAAACACACCUGAUAAAACUGGGCAGUUAUCGAAAGUACAAGUAGAUCCACAAGGAGGAUAAAUUUUCAGGCCAAUUAUAUCAAUCGAGUUAAAAUGUUAGCUGAUCUUUCAAGCUGAUGCGAAAAUUCGUGUUUAAUUUGGUGAAGUAUUGCCUUUGAAAGUCUAAAUGUACUCAUUACGGUAUUAAAUUUGUCCACAAUCUUUUGAUGCUUGAAAGUUACGGGAUUCUUUGGUUUAUGUGCACUUAAUCGACUCCAGGAUUAAUUUCUUUGUGAAUUUUGGUAAAAAUCGAGGACAUUUGGGCUAUUUUAAUAGAGUUCUGGCUGCUUCUUUGGCUUAAAACCUUGGAAUUACAGAAGAAGUCUGGAGUCUUUGGAAGGAAUUGAUGCUACAGGCGUUGGAUUAUGGCAGAGAUACGAGUAUGCUGUCAUUUUUUGCACUUUUAUUUCAUGCAGUAUGAUCUAGGUUUUCUUCAGCUGUUUGAAGUCAUUUGAAACGCGCUUUAAGAUUUCAGAAAGCCUUUCUUGAUUGAAAUAGUAAGCUAUAAAUGAUGAGUUUUCCAAAUCCAAGAUAAUCUGGUGAAGGAAAGUAUUUUAGCUGUCAAAUUUGUUAACGUUUUGGCCAAAUUUAGCAAGAUCAAAGAGCCCUCAGUCUUUUAAAUGUCCAGAAAUGAAUCUCUUGUCUUAAAUGUCACCCAGAAGGGAUAUUAUUGUUUCAACAAAUAUAAGAGAGGGUUAGGGUUAUAUUGUAAUCUAGUUAAACUGUGAAUGCAUUAUUCAACAAAAGUUGGCAAGCCGUUGCAAGCAGAAAUUUUAUUUUAAUUUAUUUUUCUUAGUGGGAAGGACGAUUAAGGUGGAACCAUUGCUGAUUCAUUUAAAGGUGGUUGUUUGCAGUGAAAAUUUUACUGUUAGUUUGAAGAAGCGGUUUUGAGACCUUGAACUUUGGAAGAGUAAUUCCAUGUGGUUGUUGGUUAACUUGUUCAAUUUUUGGCAUUUAUAAUUUGCUUUGGAAAUCUUGGGUGAGGUUAUGGGUUGCAGUGUUAAAUGAAUGUUUGAGUAUUGUUGAGAUUUUAAAUCUUGUGGUUCUGGAGAUGAUGGCAUCAUUUAGGAGAACAUUAUCUCCGUCAACACAUGAACGUUCCCUCCAAAAUGGAGAUAUGUUUUCUGUUUCAUCGCCUUCACACAAAUUUUCAUCUCCUUUGAGUCAUUCCUCUUCAGCUGACCUGCCGACUACAGCUUCUGUUUUCUCGUCAAUUGGUUUUCUACCAGUUUGGGUUGUGGUUUCGUAUGUUCGUGCCUUUCUAAUUGGCAUUCACCCAUCAAAAUCAAGUCGGUCGUCAGAGAGAUCUAAGGCAAAAGUGCAGGUUUGGAAGAGACCGUUGCUUCAUUUUCUCCUGUGUUUUGUUCUUGGGAUUUUAAUUGGAUUCACCCCUUUUAGCAUGGAGAGCUUUUCUAUAAAUCUUGCCUCCAAACACCAAGAUUUUGCAUUUGAAACCAAGACAACAGAAGGGACAAAUCUCCAGCAGGAAUUUAGUCAAGUUGGAAACAGGGGAAGGACAAUUGAAGCUAUAAAGAUAGAGAGCACAAAUAAUUUAGAAUUAGAGGUUCAGCAGGAAAAAGAAGCUGAUGUGUUAGCUGUUUCUAGUAAGAAGAUGGAUUCUUUGGUUGGAAUAUCUCCAGUUCGGAUCUUAGAUUUUGUUCCCCGCAAAUUGCUUAUUGUUGUGACUCCAACCUACAACCGUGCAUUUCAGGUAUUUUAUUUGAAUAGGCUUGCUCACGCUUUAAGGCUUGUAGCACCACCUGUUCUUUGGAUUGUUGUUGAGAUGCCUGCUCAGUCCAUGGAAACAGCAGACUUGUUGAGGAAAACGGGAGUAAUGUAUAGGCACCUUGUUUGUGACAAGAAUGCGACAAAUAUAAAAGAUCGUGGCAUUCAUCAGCGGAACACAGCUCUUGCUCACAUAGAGCGGCAUCGGCUUGAUGGCAUUGUGUACUUUGCAGAUGAUGAUAACAUGUAUACACUGGAGCUGUUUGAGCAACUGAGAGAUAUUAGGCGUUUUGGUACAUGGCCAGUUGGCAUGCUUGCUCAUAGUAAAAAUAAGGCAAUCUUGGAAGGUCCAGUAUGCAAUGAAAGUCAAGUGAUUGGGUGGCACACAAAUGAAAAAAGUAAAAAACUACGCAGAUUUCAUGUUGAUAUGUCAGGAUUUGCAUUCAACAGCACCAUUCUUUGGGAUCCACAAAGGUGGCAUCGUCGUACAAAGGAGCCUAUUAGACAGUUGGAUACAGUUAAAGAAGGAUUCCAAGAGACAAGUUUUAUUGAACAAGUUGUAGAAGAUGAAAGUCAGAUGGAAGGGUUGCCAAAUGGUUGUUCGAAAGUCAUGGUUUGGCAUCUACACUUGGAAGCUCCAGCGCUAGCAUAUCCUUCAGGGUGGAUUCUUGAGAAAAAUUUAGAUGUCAUUGUUCCUUUAAAAAAGUAGGAAUGGCUUCCAUUGGGCUUGCACCGUGAUCCUUUGUAGCUUUUGACCUAGAAGGGUUAUGGAAAGGAUAUAUGUUUCACUUCUGGACGGAGGCUGUUUGCAAUCAUCAUUUUUUAGUAAACCUUGUAUUCAAUUAUAUUGUGGGUUUUGGAAUUUGUAGAACUGUAGCAUUAGAUUCUCUUCCCUCUCUUCCUUGAGUUGAGCUAGUAAUUGCAAUGUAAAGUAAAUACUGAUUAUCAUGUCAAUUUCAAACUGCUUUGCUUGAACACACUGCCAGUUUGCACAGUCUUGCUGAAUCUUGGCAUGGCAAUCUGGCGGCUAUUCAAGCAUACAAUUUUGCCAAAUUCUUAGCAGUCAGAGGAUCAUUAUACUGGAGAUAGUUGGAAACAGGGCCAUAUCUGGUCUUUGGGUGAAACCAAAGCCUCAUAGCUCAUUUCCAUUUUGUACACUUUUUUAAAUUAUUCUAUUAUUAAAGAAAAUAAUGUAGCACGUAUGGGAAAAUCAAAGUGUUAGGUAUUUGGUAUCUUUGACUGAGAAGCAUCCAAUGAUAAUUAAGUCUGAUUAGUUUGAA
Cryptomeria japonica (Japanese cedar) is the source of this 3110-nucleotide messenger RNA. Its product is annotated as probable beta-1,4-xylosyltransferase IRX9H. Gene Ontology annotation, cellular component: Golgi membrane. Gene Ontology annotation, molecular function: xylosyltransferase activity; galactosylgalactosylxylosylprotein 3-beta-glucuronosyltransferase activity. NCBI's taxonomy places the organism in Eukaryota, Viridiplantae, Streptophyta, Pinopsida, Cupressales, Cupressaceae. The coding region runs from base 1157 to 2539 and encodes 460 amino acids. The transcript has 4 exons. The record is from RefSeq and is a predicted model, not a curated record. Gene Ontology annotation, biological process: glucuronoxylan biosynthetic process; plant-type secondary cell wall biogenesis.